AUGGCAUCGACUUCGAACGUGUCCGUGAUCAACGGCGACUCAUCCUCCGGCUGCACCGCCGACCCUAACGAAGCUCGACGACUUCAGGAUGAGCGCCUUCAACUCUUCAUCGUCGACGACGAAACCCCCAACCCGAUGAUGCCCCACAUGACGACCUCUUCCCAGAAGUCCAUCGCCAAGCACAAGAAGAAGACGGCGAAGAAGAUCAACGAGAUCAUGUCCAAGGUCCAGCGAUGAGUACCUAAGAUGAUGUACCUCUGAUAUUUGGAGAGGGGAAGUACUCAUUCGUCCACAAAUACUGAACUGUAAGUAUACAGCACCCUACUGAGACAGAGAAAGACGCUUACAUGAUUUAUUGACUAGAUCCCAAGCCCAGAAGCCCACCUUCCCCGCCAAGUCGGGAGGCCGUGGCACCACAACGCUGUCCCGGCACCAAGCACCGAUCCGGCCCCACUCGACCGUGGGUUCACGGCUGUGUGUGCUCCGUUGCCCCGGACCCGAAAGCCUAAUAGCGGGGCGGGAUCCCACGUUCGCCAAAAGGUGUGACGUGUAACGCAACCCAGAGUUCCCCGCCCAACGUGCGACAUUCAGUCCAGGCACAACGAGACCCGGCGGGCAUUUGUCGACGCUGAUUGCACACCCGCCGCGCCCUCGUUGCAUGGAUGGUGCGGCUUGACCUCGAUUGGCUGCAGAUCCCCAGCGCCGCGAGCAAGGUGAGUGACAGGCUGACAGCUGGUCUGAAUGCCUUGCAGCGAAGACACAGGCGAACCAUGCACGUCGGAAGUACAUAAUGGCAAUACCCACCCACCCCCUCCAGUUCUCUCGCUUCCCCAUCCCGUCCCAUCAAACGCUACCUGCCCGACCAAACCCGUUUUCCUUUCAAACACGAUCGUUUCGUUUCCGACCUCGUCACAUCACUGCAACAAAACCCCAACAUCGGGGAUUUUCGACCCUAGGCCCCCCCUCGGUUACGCUCCAACCAAGAAGCCACCGCCAUGGGUUGCUAUUGGUGACCGACCGACCAGCCAUUGUCAAAGCGCGCCCUCUCCGCAACAGCGGCGCAAAAACGCAUGCAACCUCCCGCGCGCGAUCUCAGUAAC
Colletotrichum destructivum is the source of this 1100-nucleotide messenger RNA. RefSeq lists its product as uncharacterized. Lineage: Eukaryota; Fungi; Ascomycota; Sordariomycetes; Glomerellales; Glomerellaceae. The transcript is spliced from 2 exons. The record is from RefSeq and is a predicted model, not a curated record. The coding region runs from base 1 to 237 and encodes 78 amino acids.